GCCGGACAGUCUUAGUUAGCUGGCUAAAUCUGUCUCUUGCCUUUCACCUGACUUGAAGCCGAAACCUUAUUUAACGGAGAUCGAGGUUUAACUUUGUUUUGUCGCUGUCAUGGCGUGUGGAGCUACUUUGAAAAGGACAAUGGAUUUCGACCCCUUGAUGAGUCCCACUUCUCCGAAAAGAAGACGAUGUGUCCCAGUAUCACCAUCAUCCUCCCAGUCCCCAAGAAAAUACCUGCGCAACGAACCAUCACCUUUCGGGGAAGUUUCAUACAGACUAACAACAGAGCAAAUACUUCAUAACAUAAAACAUGAGCAUAAGCGAAUGCAGAAAAGGAAGCACCUGGAUGGAAGUUUCCAGCACACAGAGACUUGCUGCUCUCUCGAAUCCCAAACCCAUGCUUCAUAUCUGAGUGGACCCACUCCUCAGGGAACGUCUAUGGGAGCACUUUCCCCAUCCAGAAAAGACCAACCUUUGUUCACACUUAGACAAGUUGGAAUGAUCUGUGAGCGUCUCUUAAAAGAGCGGGAAGACAAAGUUCGAGAGGAAUACGAGGAGAUGAUGACUUCAAAAUUGGCAGAACAGUACGAUGCCUUUGUGAAGUUCACUCAUGAUCAGCUAAUAAGACGUUUUGAGGAACAGCCAGCAAGCUAUGUUUCCUGAGGCUCAACGACAUCACGGCAGGAGGUGAACUUUCAAGCAACUUACUAAGCUGAAUGUCCUUUGGGAAAUACCUUGACCGACAUAUUCAGUUUAAAAUAAAAAUCUGAACUCAAAUUCACGCUGGCAGAGGCUACUGCAGGUUGUCAGU
Chanos chanos (milkfish) is the source of this 809-nucleotide messenger RNA. RefSeq names its product akirin-2-like. The transcript is spliced from 5 exons. The record is from RefSeq and is a predicted model, not a curated record. Gene Ontology annotation, molecular function: transcription coregulator activity. Gene Ontology annotation, cellular component: nucleus; chromatin. Gene Ontology annotation, biological process: positive regulation of innate immune response; positive regulation of transcription by RNA polymerase II. Bases 110 to 661 code for a protein of 183 amino acids. Lineage: Eukaryota; Metazoa; Chordata; Actinopteri; Gonorynchiformes; Chanidae.